AUGGCUCUUGACAAUCGUAAUAGUGACGGCGGGUUCUCUACUUCUCUUGGUUCGUCGAUCUUACUUUCGGAUCUGCUAUGUCCAGAUGAGUUAACGGACCUCGAGCAUUCCUCUUCUUCCCCUCUGAUCAGGAAAACAUCAAACCGACAUCCAAAGAUGCCUGGAAAGGAAGAUUGGCCGCUUUUUUUUUGCAAAGAGGUAGCCUAA
Microthlaspi erraticum is the source of this 207-nucleotide messenger RNA. The record is from the annotation of a GenBank genome assembly. NCBI's taxonomy places the organism in Eukaryota, Viridiplantae, Streptophyta, Magnoliopsida, Brassicales, Brassicaceae.